AUGGCCAGCCGGGUUGCCGCGACGGUAAACGGCGGCGAGGCUGGCGUUGCAGUCUCCGCAGCAGCACCGUCGCAGACGGCGCCUUCUGCGCCGCGCGUUUUUUUAGACCCGCAAAACGACGAGGCAGCGCGGCUGCUGGACGGCAUUGACACCCUUAUUCUAGACUGCGAUGGCGUGCUCUGGACAGGCAGCAAGACCAUAGCAGGGGCGCCCGAGGCUCUGCAGCUGCUGCGGGACCAAGGCAAGCGGCUGCGGUUUGUGACGAACAACUCCUCGAAAUCGCGGGCGCAGUACGUCUCAAAAUUCAGGGGCCUGGGCAUCGAGGCGGACGCGAGCGAGGUCAUGUCCUCGUCCUAUGGCGCGGCCGCCUACCUCCAAAGCAUUGGCUUCGGAAUAUCCCUUCAGCCGGGCAAGAAGGUGCUGCUGCUGGGCCCCGAGGGGGUGGAACAUGAGCUGGCGCUGGCAGGGGUGCCGUUUGUGGCGGCGCGGGGGCUGGGGCUGCCGAUAUAUGACUCGCCGGACGCCAUGCUGCGGAUGGAGGUCGAUACAGGCAUAGGGGCAGUGGUGGUGGGCCUGCGGGAGCUACCCGGCUGCUUUCUGGUGGCGACCAACACUGAUGACUUUGACUACAUCGGGGGCGGCCGCACCAUGCCAGGCACGGGCUGCAUCGUGGCUGCCGUGGAGACAGCUUCGGGCUCCAAGGCGGUCAACGUAGGCAAGGGCGGCCCCUGGCUGUUCCCUUUCCUGUGCAGCAGCCUCGGCCUGGACCCGGCGCGCACAGCGGUUGUGGGGGACCGGCUUGAUACGGACAUUGCGCUGGCCAGGGAGGGCGGGAUGCUGGCCAUACUGCCGCUCACGGGCGUCGCCACAUUGGAUGAUGCGCUCGCGGCGCCACCCUGCAAGGCGCCUGACGCCGUUGUGAGCAGCGUGGCGGCGCUGGCUGGGUUGUGA
Messenger RNA from Monoraphidium neglectum, 951 nucleotides. RefSeq names its product pyridoxal (pyridoxine, vitamin B6) phosphatase. The transcript has 9 exons. The coding region runs from base 1 to 951 and encodes 316 amino acids. Gene Ontology annotation, molecular function: phosphatase activity. Lineage: Eukaryota; Viridiplantae; Chlorophyta; Chlorophyceae; Sphaeropleales; Selenastraceae. The record is from RefSeq and is a predicted model, not a curated record.